AUGGAAUUGGAUAAUUUUGGUAUGGAUUUUGAGGACUACUUUCCAUCCAUGAUUGGAAGUUUAGGAGCAGAAGGGUUUAUUGGAGAACUUUGCAAUGGGUUUCGUUUGCUCAUGGAUGUGAACAAAGGUCUUAUAACAUUUGAGAGCUUGAAGGUGAAUUGUUUCAUGCUUGGUUUGGAGGUUAGGGACGAUGAACUCUUGUGCAUGCUAAUGGAAGGUGAUUUGGAUGGAGAUGGUGCUUUGAAUCAAAUGGAGUUUUGCAUUCUCAUGUUUAGGUUGAGUCCAUGUUUAAUGGAUGGACCUAAAUUGUGCACUAAUACUCAUCAAGGUGUGGAUCCAAUGUUAAUGUAA
Messenger RNA from Vicia faba (fava bean), 351 nucleotides. The record is from the annotation of a GenBank genome assembly. Lineage: Eukaryota; Viridiplantae; Streptophyta; Magnoliopsida; Fabales; Fabaceae.